Triplophysa rosa is the source of this 3694-nucleotide messenger RNA. Its product is annotated as proprotein convertase subtilisin/kexin type 5-like. The transcript has 17 exons. The record is from RefSeq and is a predicted model, not a curated record. The annotation marks the transcript as partial. NCBI's taxonomy places the organism in Eukaryota, Metazoa, Chordata, Actinopteri, Cypriniformes, Nemacheilidae.
UGUGUUUUCUAUAUCUGCAUCUCAGGGGAGUAUUUAGGCACACAUCAGAAAUGUCAACUCUGUCACGUCACAUGUUACAAGUGCAUAGGACCAGAGAGUGAAGACUGCAUCAGCUGUUCAUCCACCAGGUUUUUCGAUAAGGGCAGCUGUGUGAUCCGAUGUGAUCCUGGGAAGUAUCAGAGGGAUGGACAGUGCCUUCUCUGCCACCACACGUGUCUUGAAUGUAAAGAUGAAGGACCGGAUAGAUGUACCCGCUGUGGCAAAGAUAAGUCUGAAGUGGAGCGGUACCUUUUUAAAGGGGAGUGUCGUGAGAGCUGUCCAGAGGGUUAUUACCAUUCUUCAAAGGGAACGUGUGAUCCCUGCCCUCCAAACUGCACAGUGUGUACUUCCCCAGGCCACUGCCUUUACUGCGCCCCCUCCUACUACCCCACAGACGGGAAAUGUGCCAAACUGGAGUGCGGAGAGGGUGAGGUAGCCGACCUGGAUCAUGAAGACUGUGUUACCUGUGAGGAAGGCUGUGAGAAAUGCCUCAGCGUAAAUCCAGAGCACUGCAUGGCUUGUUUGCCGGACUAUUACCAACUGGGAUCAAGCUGUCGUAAGAUAUGUCCAGCUGGAACAUUUGAGGAGAAGUAUUUGAAGACAUGUGCUCGAUGUGGCGAUAACUGUGUGACCUGUGAUGACACUGACUGUUAUCUGUGUGAGGACGGCUUCUUGCUGUCAGAUGGCACCUGUGUAAACACGUGUAAGGAGGGUUUCUAUAGCGACAUGAAGCAGGAGUGUGAGCCGUGUCAUCACGCGUGUCGUUCAUGUGGCGGUCCGAAUCAUGACGACUGUGAUACAUGUGAAGAUGACAUGAGUCCGAUGGAUGGUCAGUGUGUCAGCAAGAGCAAGAUCAAGUGUCCUGAUGGAACAUUUCUUAGCGGUCAGGGUGUGUGUGAGCAGUGUCGUUCCACCUGUAAGUCCUGCUCAGGGCCGGAGAAAGAUCAGUGCGAGUCCUGUCCAAAAGGAAUAUUUCUUACCAAUGGCCAGACGUGCGUGUCCGAUUGUCAGGCUGAGACGUAUGGGAACCGGACGAGUGGACGCUGUGAAGAUUGUUCAGCAGGCUGUUCGAAGUGUCAGGACGCUCAUCACUGUGUGAAAUGCAAAGCGGGUCAACUCUAUCUGCAGGAUGACAAAUGUGUCGCAGAGUGUAAAAGGGGUUACCCAGAUGAUGGUGUGUGUCGCAGCUGUGCGGCGGGUUGUGCUUCCUGUGAUGGGGAAACCAAGAACUGUCUGAGCUGUGAAGAAGACUACCUGCGUAUCAAACACACCUGUGUGCAAGACUGUCCGCCCAAACACUUUGUUAAAGAUGGAGCGUGUGAGCGCUGUCCAGGCGGCUGUGCCGAAUGUGAUCAUACUCGCACAUGCGGUGAGUGUUUGGAGUAUUACUUCCUGCAUGAGGGCGGGUGUCACGAUGACUGCCCUGAAGGCUUCUUCACAAACGUCCAGCAGAAACGCUGUGAGCCCUGUCACACUGACUGCGCAGCAUGUGAUGGACCAGACCCGGAUGACUGCAUCUCCUGCAAGGGUUCGAGGGCUUUACGCUAUAACGGAAAGUGUCUGAACAACUGUCCGUCAGACACUUACCUGGACGAAACGGAGUGUCGAGACUGUGACAGGUCCUGCCUGAUGUGUUCAGGGCCCGGCCCGUCCUCGUGCCUGACCUGCGGCACCAACAUGAGGAAAGAUGUGAACGGUCACUGCGAGUUCUUCAGCGACUGCUCUCCGCACAUGUUCGUGGGUAGUAACGGGCAGUGCCGGCGGUGCCACCCCAGCUGCCUCCGCUGUUCCGGCUCAGGCAAAGAUCACUGCCUCGCCUGCAACGCCAAACACUUCCUGCUUAAUCAGACAUGUGUGUCCACGUGUCCGAGUGGUUACUAUGGUGAUGAGGAGAGGCAGGAAUGUGUUCAUUGUCACAUGAACUGUGCGUCCUGCAGUGGCCAUCACAGUAAUGACUGUCUAACAUGUAAAGCAAGCCUGUUUCUGCUCGGACACAGCUGCUUUUCCACCUGUCCACCGAGUUUCUUUGUAAACAGCAGCAGUGGAGUGUGUCAAGCUUGUGAUCGUACGUGUGAGGAAUGUUCAGGAAGCGGUGGUUUCUGUCUCAGCUGUAGAGAUGGAUAUCUUCUUUUCAGAAAGUCCGGCCUCUGUCUGCAUGCAUGCCCAUCACAUUACUUUCCUGAUGAUGACAGAGAGUGCAAGCGAUGCCACCCUACCUGUAAAACAUGUGAAGGAUCUGGGGCUAUCUACUGUACAUCGUGUUACGAAGGUUUUGGGAUGUUAGCAGGAAUCUGCUCGUCUGACUGUCUAAGUGGACAAUAUAAAACGAAUGACACUUGUGCAUAUUGUGAUCAAUCGUGUAAUGAAUGUAAGGGUCCUGGGCCCUACAACUGCACCGGAUGCCCUGCUCUGCAGCGCCUCUCAGAGGACGGCAGGUGUCUUUCUUGCUGUGGAGAAGACACACACAGACAUUCCUCAAGAUUUCCCUGGGAAUGCUGCCUGUGCAAUGAACUGGACGAUGAAUGCGAUGUCAGACUGAACUACAACUUUUUCCGCAAAGGGCCACUGCCUUCAGUUCGUCCUGGCGUUGUUGUUUUCACAGUCAUAUUUGUGCUGGUGAGCUUGUGGUUUGCCAUUUUUUCCUUCCUGCAUUUUCGACGGAGGACCCCCUCAAAGCCCAUUGUCAAAUCAAACGGCUACGCCAAAAUCCCAGACGACCCCUUUACUUCCGCCACCCUUAAAGACAGCGUACAGCCGGAAUACUGCGACAAAGAUGAAGACCAAGAGGAUGAGGAUGAGGACGACGAUAUCGUUUACAUGGGAAGGGACGGGAUAGUGUAUCGGAAGUUUAAAUACAGCAUGUUAGAGGGGGAGGAGCCGGAAGAGGAGGCGGAGUUAGAGUAUGAUGAUGGUAUACAUUCUUACAUAAAACAUCAUUUUUAAAUUGUUAAUAUUCUUUUGUUUAUUUGUCUUUGUGCAUAUCAAUAUUUUAUUUAUUACAGAUGAUUUUAGUCAAUUGUGACAUAGUGAGGAAAGUUUACGUUAAUAUCGCCUUAUCACCAAUUUUAUGUUAAUAUGAAAUGUAGUUUGCAUCCCAUUUUAAAUGUGGGACUUGAUGUGUUGGGAUUGUGAAAAGGGGGCUUUAUUUUGACAAAAGUGCAUGAAGAACAAACUUUUUUAUAAUAUUGUGUGCUAUGCAUUAUGAGCAAAUAUGCACGAAACGAUUUUAGUCAACUUUGUUUUAUGUUGACUAGUGCAAAAGCACAAACAAUGUUGGCAAGUUUGUAUUAACAAAUGUUUGCAAAUACUGCAGUAAUUUUAGUAGAUUUGUUUUUAAUGUCAACAGCAUGUCUUGUUGAUUGAUGCUGUGAAUGAUUUACAUUGUACAGAUGACAAUAUGCACUUUGUCAAAUAAAUGAAACUAUGUUUAGAUGGAUACAGAUAGGUAUCUGUAUAAAGAAUUUGGUGUCAUGGCUAUUUGCAGUGGGUUUAUGCAGCUCUUGAAAAAGUAAGAAACCACUUUACUAAGUAUGUGUUUAAGUAAAAUGAUCAUUUUUGGCACUCCUAAUGUUUGUUUUCAUUGAAAUUUAACAUACACUGGACUGGAAUAAGUGCAAUACCUGCAAAAAUGUUGAUUAAAGCAAAUUUGAAGUGG